CAGCUACCACGCACUCUCUCUUUCUCUUCUUAUAUAUUCAUUACACAUUCUCUCUCUUUUUCUUGUUCAUGCAAUCUUUUUACCGUUUUGUAAUUUAGUUAUAAAUGGCUCCAGGAACUCUAACUGAGCUUGCCGGAGAGACUGAGCUCAACUCUAAGUUCGUCCGGGACGAGGAUGAACGUCCCAAGGUUGCCUACAAUGAGUUCAGCACGGAGAUACCCGUGAUCUCUCUCGCUGGAAUCGACGAUGUUGGUGGGAAAAGAGGAGAGAUCUGUCGUCAGAUCGUUGAUGCUUGUGAGAACUGGGGGAUCUUUCAGGUGGUCGAUCAUGGAGUGGAUACUAGUUUGGUGGCGGAUAUGACUCGUCUUGCUCGUGACUUCUUUGCUUUACCUCCUGAGGAGAAACUCAAGUUCGACAUGUCCGGUGGUAAAAAGGGAGGAUUCAUCGUCUCUAGUCAUCUUCAGGGAGAGGUUGUUCAAGACUGGAGAGAGAUCGUGACGUAUUUCUCGUACCCGGUGAGAAACAGAGACUACUCACGGUGGCCGAGUAAGCCGGAAGGGUGGGUGAAAGUGACGGAGGAGUACAGCGAGAGGCUAAUGGGUUUGGCUUGUAAGCUUCUUGAGGUUUUGUCUGAAGCUAUGGGGCUUGAGAAAGAGGCACUUACCAAUGCAUGCGUCGAUAUGGACCAAAAAAUAGUUGUUAACUAUUACCCAAAAUGCCCUCAGCCUGAUCUUACCCUCGGACUCAAGCGUCACACUGACCCAGGAACCAUAACUUUGCUGCUCCAAGACCAAGUCGGUGGUUUACAGGCCACACGUGACGAUGGGAAGACAUGGAUUACGGUUCAGCCUGUUGAAGGAGCUUUUGUUGUCAAUCUAGGCGACCAUGGUCACUAUCUGAGCAACGGGAGGUUCAAGAAUGCUGAUCACCAGGCGGUGGUGAACUCUAACUCGAGCAGAUUAUCUAUAGCCACGUUCCAGAAUCCGGCGCCUGAAGCAACCGUGUAUCCGCUUAAACUGAGAGAAGGAGAGAAGCCGAUCCUGGAGGAGCCAAUUACGUUUGCGGAGAUGUAUAAGAGAAAGAUGAGUAGAGAUCUUGAGCUGGCUCGCCUCAAGAAGCUGGCGAAAGAAGAACAUGAUCACAAGGAAGCUGCCAAGACUCUAGACCAAACCAUCGCUUAGAUCCUUGUGUUGCCCUAUUACUAUUGUGUUGGUUCGGUUGUGUAACUUGGUACUGAAAUUAAGUUAUGUGUUUGGUGAGUUUGUGCUCGUUUCUUUUCUAUCAUAUAGAAAUAAUGAUAAUAAUGUCUAUGACAUAAACAAUAUGUGCCACUUACUUAUGUCAAAGCAUUAUCAUCAUCAACUUCAAUAGUACGACCA
Messenger RNA from Eruca vesicaria subsp. sativa (arugula), 1379 nucleotides. Lineage: Eukaryota; Viridiplantae; Streptophyta; Magnoliopsida; Brassicales; Brassicaceae. The record is from the annotation of a GenBank genome assembly.